AUGCAUAUACUUCAUCCGCCUUUUAAUUCUGUGCAACUAGCUAUAUGGUUCCUGCGGACUGGACCUGAAAAGUCAAUAGCUCCAGUUAUUGUGUCUUUUCCUAUAGAAUCAGUCUAUUCUCAUGCAAAAGUUAAUGAAUUUCCAGGUAAGGCUGAUAUGUCUUGUGUCGUUUACAAAAUUGGUGGAUGCAUGCAAGAAUUGUUAAAGUUGUGGAAGGAAUUUCAAUCAUCACAAGCUGAUAAAACAUGUGAAAUCUCUCAAACUGCUCCUACCCUAGAAAUCCGGAUACCAGCUGAACAUGUUACUGCUACAAAUCGCCAAGUGAGGGGUGGACAACUAUGGGGAACAGAUAUAUACACUGUUGACUCUGAUCUGGUGGCUGUUCUUAUGCAUACAGGUUACUGUCGCCCAACUGCUUCUCCUCCUCCAUCUGCAGCUCAGGAGCUGCGUGCUACCAUCAGAGUGUUACCUCCACAAGAUUGUUAUGUUUCUACACUGAGAAAUAAUGUCCGCUCACGUGCAUGGGGAGCUGCCAUUGGUUGCAGUUAUCGUGUUGAGCGAUGUUGCAUUGUGAAGAAAGGAGGUGGAAUCAUAGAUCUUAAACCUUGUCUCACGCAUUCUUCUACUUUGGAGCCUACUCUUGCUCCGGUGGCUGUGGAACGCACAAUGACUACAAGGGCUGCAGCUUCGAAUGCCUUGCGUCAGCAAAGGUUUGUACGUGAAGUCACUAUACAGUUCAACCUUUGCAUGGAACCUUGGCUUAAAUACAGCAUUAGUGCUGUUGCUGACAAAGGUCUAAAAAAGCCGUUCUUUACAUCUUCACGUUUGAAGAAGGGAGAAGUUCUAUACUUAGAAACUCAUUCCCGCAGGUAUGAGCUUUGCUUCAAUGGAGAAAAGAUGGUGAAGGCUGCAGCAGCGUCUCAAGCACUUGGAGCAGAGAAUGGGAGAACUCAUUCCAGCUCGCAUCUUAGCAAUGGUGAAAGAAGUGUGGUGGAUGGUGAAAGCACUGUGGAUAUAUUUCGAUGGGCUCGUUGUAAGAGACCCCUUCCACAAAAAUUCAUGCUCUCCAUUGGAAUCCCACUCCCCCUUGAACAUGUGGAGGUUUUGGAGGAGAAUAUAGAGUGGGAGGACAUUUUAUGGUCUCAAACCGGGGUUUGGAUUGCUGGGAAAGAAUACAAUCUAGCUCGGGCACAUUUUCUUUCCCCAAGCUAG
Fraxinus pennsylvanica is the source of this 1212-nucleotide messenger RNA. The record is from the annotation of a GenBank genome assembly. NCBI's taxonomy places the organism in Eukaryota, Viridiplantae, Streptophyta, Magnoliopsida, Lamiales, Oleaceae.